Messenger RNA from Notolabrus celidotus (New Zealand spotty), 2693 nucleotides. It is a transcript of the gene poglut1, whose product is annotated as protein O-glucosyltransferase 1. Gene Ontology annotation, cellular component: endomembrane system. Bases 62 to 1228 code for a protein of 388 amino acids. Gene Ontology annotation, biological process: protein O-linked glycosylation; positive regulation of Notch signaling pathway. Lineage: Eukaryota; Metazoa; Chordata; Actinopteri; Labriformes; Labridae. The transcript has 11 exons. The record is from RefSeq and is a predicted model, not a curated record. Gene Ontology annotation, molecular function: UDP-glucosyltransferase activity; UDP-xylosyltransferase activity.
CAGGCAGAAGUAAUCGAUCCCCGCUUUGUUUCAUCAGACAAAGCUGGAGGACAGAGGGAACAUGGAGCGCUGCUGGCUGCUGAGGUUUUUAAUACUGCUGCAAGUUUAUGACUUAUGUUCAGUUUCUGCAUCAGGGGAUCAGUGGAAGAAACACAGAGACCAGAUAUCUGCUGCUGUUAAAGGGUACACCCCAUGCAGCCCUGAAAACUGCAGCUGCCAUCAAAGCGUUCUACAACAGGACCUGCAGCCCUUCAAAGGAACAAUCUCUGAGGAUGUCAUGGCUGCGACGAUCCAAAGAGGAGUGGGCACACAUUACCAGAUUAUCGGACACAAGCUGUACAGAGAAAAGGCCUGCAUGUUUCCCUCCAGGUGCAGCGGGGUGGAGCAUUUCAUCCUGGAGGUGAUUAACAGAUUACCUGACAUGGAGAUGGUUGUAAAUGUCAGGGAUUACCCGCAAGUUCCAAACUGGGUGCAGCCGACUCUCCCUGUCUUCUCUUUCAGUAAGACUGCAGAUUAUCAGGACAUCAUGUAUCCUGCCUGGACCUUUUGGGAGGGCGGACCUGCCGUGUGGCCGAUAUACCCCACUGGACUGGGAAGAUGGGACCUGAUGAGGGAUGAUCUCAAGAAGUCUGCAGCACAGUGGCCGUGGAAGAAGAAAGAGUCUAGAGGAUUCUUCAGAGGCUCCAGAACCAGUCCGGAGCGGGACCCUCUCAUUCUUCUGUCCAGAGAGGCUCCAGAGCUAGUGGAUGCAGAGUACACGAAGAACCAGGCCUGGAAGUCUGAGAAGGACACGCUAGGGAGACCUCCCGCCAAAGAAAUCCCUCUGGUCGAUCACUGCAAAUACAAAUAUCUAUUCAACUUCCGAGGUGUGGCAGCCAGCUUCCGCUUGAAGCAUCUCUUCCUCUGUGGCUCCCUGGUGUUCCACGUGGGCGAUGAAUGGCAGGAGUUUUUCUACCCUCAGCUCAAGCCAUGGGUCCACUACGUCCCAAUCAAGCAGGAUCUGUCUGACCUCAGGGAGCUUCUACAGUUUGUCAAAGAGAAUGACGCCAUCGCAAAGGAGAUCGCUACAAGGGGUAUGGAAUUCAUCCUCAAUCACCUGCAGAUGCAAGAUAUUUCCUGCUACUGGGAGAGGCUCCUCUCCGAGUUUGGCAGUCUCCUCACCUACCAACCCACAAGAAAGGACAACUACAACCAGAUUGUCCACAGACCCAGCAGGACGGAGCUGUGAGAGGGAGACUCUGGAGGAUCAGGGCAGCUGCAUCGAAGGGAAACUCUACAUGUUGAAUGUAAAACCUGCACAAAGACAUCUUAAUGCCUCAAGAAUCAAUGAAAAGGGAACUACAGUUACAGGGCAGGUAGUUUAGUCUCACGUAGUCGUGGGUGUAGUGUAGCCUCAGGGCUUUAAUGCUAGCUGUAAAACAUCGACACUCAAUCAUGUUUCUAGCUUCUGAAAUUAUCUCAUUUUUGCACGGCUGUUCACUGUGCUCACCAGCAAAGCAUCCUGGGAUACAUGCCUAACCAGCGGGUUAAGAAGCGGCGUUUUGUUCUCAUCUAAUGCAAAGCAAUAUUUGCCGCUCCAUAAAAAAUACAUGCAGUUUCAUGGUUUAAAACAUCCCUUAAAGUAGCGUUUGAUCAACUAAUGCUGGGGAGUCUCAGCUUCACUGUAAAUAGAAAGUUACACAGAUGCUUAAUUCUGGUUUACUUCAGAGGUGUGAAUCUGAAAAAGGGACUCAUUUUCGUGUGAUUUACUUCGGAUUAACAGGUUUUACGUUAGCCAAAACAACAUCAUGAAGCAGUUUGCUUGUAAGCAUUAAAAGUUAACUGGCGUGUUGCAUUCUGGGAGGUGUAGUUCCCAGUUGAUUUACCUGGUCUUGGGCCUUUAAACAAAGAUAUCUUUGAAAAAGGGCAGUUAUAUUUGAGAACUUUUGAGCCUCCCCAAUUUUAUAGAAGUGGAAAAACCAAAUCUGUUCUGUUUUUCUCUUUCACACACAACAUUGUUUGCCAUUAACUUUUAAGAUCGCCUCAAAUAUCCACGACAGCUACAACUUUUACGCAAUUCUUAUUUGCAAUUUUGUUUUCUAACCUGCAGCUUAAUCUGUUGUUGAUUAGGAUUAAGUGUCAUCAUUAAUAUUCAAUUUGAAAGGCUGUUACUUCUUGUCUUGUUUCCCCAUCUUGCCUUAGUCUGUUAAACACACACUUUACACAGGACAUCAUCUCUGCCACACUACCCUCUCCUGGAGAUUUGAAGGAACUUCAACUCACUUGUAUUAGUUUUAACCCAGCACUCAUAAAUUUCCCUGUUUGUUUGUUUUUAAUGAAAAUGUUAGUGCAUGAGCAGUUUAGCCUCAAGUUUUGUACCUUUUAAAGCACAAAGGAAUACUCACAGAACAGAUUUCCUUCCACACUAAGUGCCAACAGUGAGCAAUAAUGACUUCAUAGUAAUGACAAUUUCAUUUGUGGACUUAUCAGACUCAUUAUCAUUGUUAUCCCUGCUGUACACAGGUGAUGUAAAGCUAAUGCAGGGUAAUGUUGAAUAUGUUGUAGUAUUCACAUUUUACUGUGAACAAAACAGAUGUAAUGAAAUGUUAAAAACUUGGUGAAUGUGGCUCCAUUAGUGGGAUAGUUUGACCAAAAAGCUGUGAUCAUUUGCAGCGUUUUUAUUAUAACAUUAAACGGUUGGUUCAUAAAACAUC